This is a messenger RNA of Fulmarus glacialis (Northern fulmar), 1846 nucleotides long. RefSeq names its product SWI/SNF related, matrix associated, actin dependent regulator of chromatin, subfamily c, member 1 (gene SMARCC1). Gene Ontology annotation, biological process: positive regulation of DNA-templated transcription. NCBI's taxonomy places the organism in Eukaryota, Metazoa, Chordata, Aves, Procellariiformes, Procellariidae. Gene Ontology annotation, molecular function: nucleosomal DNA binding; histone binding. The annotation marks the transcript as partial. Gene Ontology annotation, cellular component: nBAF complex; npBAF complex; SWI/SNF complex. The transcript has 13 exons. The record is from RefSeq and is a predicted model, not a curated record.
AUACCUGGCUUACCGCAACUUCAUGAUUGACACUUAUCGCUUAAACCCUCAAGAGUACUUGACCAGCACUGCCUGCAGAAGGAAUCUGACCGGAGAUGUGUGCGCUGUCAUGAGAGUACAUGCUUUUCUGGAGCAGUGGGGUCUCAUAAACUACCAAGUGGAUCCAGAAAGCCGUCCCAUGGCGAUGGGACCUCCCCCUACUCCUCACUUCAAUGUGCUGGCUGAUACACCCUCUGGACUUAUGCCUCUCCAUAUCCGCACUCCGCAGGUUCCAGCUGCUCAGCAGAUGUUGAGUUUUCCUGAGAAAAACAAAGAGAAGCCUACUGAUCUGCAGAACUUCGGACUUCGCACAGACAUUUACUCAAAAAAGACUUUAGCAAAGAGUAAAGGUGCAAGUGCUGGAAGAGAAUGGACAGAACAAGAGACAUUGCUGCUAUUAGAGGCUCUGGAGAUGUACAAAGAUGACUGGAACAAAGUCUCAGAGCAUGUUGGGAGCCGUACCCAAGAUGAGUGCAUUCUCCAUUUCCUGAGACUUCCGAUCGAAGACCCCUAUUUGGAGAACUCUGAUGCGUCUCUGGGCCCGCUGGCUUACCAGCCCGUACCCUUCAGCCAAUCUGGCAAUCCAGUGAUGAGUACCGUUGCUUUUCUGGCAUCGGUGGUGGAUCCCCGGGUGGCAUCAGCCGCAGCAAAGGCUGCGUUAGAGGAGUUUUCUCGAGUCAGAGAGGAGGUGCCACUGGAGCUUGUUGAAGCUCAUGUAAAGAAAGUACAGGAAGCAGCAAGAGCCUCUGGGAAGGUGGAUCCAACAUACGGACUAGAGAGCAGCUGCAUUGCCGGAACAGGUCCAGAUGAGCCGGAGAAAAUCGAUGGAGCUGAAGAAGAAAAAAUGGAAACCGAGACAGAUGGGCAACAGUCGGAGAAGGUUGAAAGUAAAGUGGAGAGUGAAAUUGAGGAAGGCGAUAAAGUACAAGAAGGAGAAAAUGAGAGACAUCCAGAAAAAGAGCAAGAUAGCGAAGUGACUGCAGACACCAAGCCAGAAGAAAAGGAGGCAGAAGAGAACAAGGAGAAUGUUGAUGCAAGCAAAGACAAAGAAAACGAGGCUGGGAAGAAGAAAGUGGAACAUGAAAUCUCGGAAGGAAACGUAGCCACAGCUGCAGCUGCUGCCCUUGCCUCAGCUGCCACCAAAGCAAAGCACCUGGCAGCAGUGGAAGAAAGAAAGAUCAAGUCCCUGGUUGCCCUUCUGGUGGAAACACAGAUGAAGAAGCUGGAGAUAAAACUUCGCCAUUUUGAGGAGUUGGAAACCAUUAUGGACAGAGAGAAAGAGGCAUUAGAGCAGCAGAGACAACAGUUGCUGACAGAACGCCAGAAUUUUCACAUGGAACAGCUGAAAUAUGCUGAAUUAAGGGCUCGUCAGCAAAUGGAGCAGCAGCACAGUCAAAACCCACAGCAGUCUCACCAGCACUCCAGUGGGCCUGGGAUGAACCCCCUCGGGGCACCAGCACAUCCAGGCUUACUGCCUCAUCAGCAGCCCCCGCCGUACCCUAUGAUGCACCACCAAAUGCCACCACCUCACCCACCACAGCCAGGUCAGAUGCCGGGGCCUGGUUCGAUGAUACCUGGACAGCCCAUGCCAGGCCGGAUGAUGCCAAGUGUGUCAGCCAACAUCCAUCCAGCCGGUGGUGGUCCCCCCCCACCUGGCAUGUCACCGAUGUCAGGAAGUCUAAUUGGACCUCGUGUUCCUCUAGCAGCUCCAAAUGGCAUGUAUCCCCCUCCUGCACAGCCACCUCCGCCAGCGGAAGGGGUGACCCCACCUCCGACAGGAGCCCCGCCGGCCUCAGCCGCUCCGUAA